Molecule: messenger RNA, 1146 nt
Organism: Symbiodinium sp. CCMP2456
Lineage: Eukaryota; Dinophyceae; Suessiales; Symbiodiniaceae
Source: the annotation of a GenBank genome assembly
AUGGCUUGUGCAGAGAGCCAAGGUUUUCGGAUACUCUCCAUCCGUAGCGAAGUGGUCAAGGAAGGGAGCGACCCUCUGUACAUUGCAACGGUGCAGACGUUCGCAGACCGCGACCUUUCGCGAAUGCAUACUGGUGGCAGAGAACAUCCUGCACUCGAGACGAUCUGGGGACAGGUCUACGUCCAAACUGGUGGAGGUCUGGGCUUUGCCUCGUACCAUUUUCACCAUCCGGGUGAGUGCUACAUCUCCUACGAGAGGGCGAACAACAACACCUUCCCGAAGCUGGACGACGGCAGCCAGCCCCCCGCGAAGAAGUACUUCGAAGAGGUUGCCUACGACCCAGGAACCCGCUGUUUUCGAGGAGUCAUUGACUGGUCUCCAAGCUCCUGGCAAGGGGACGAGAAGUGGGUGUACAACAUGGUCUUUUCUGCAGAUCUGGACAGCAUUGUUGCGGGCACCGUGCAUGCUAUCCCUGCGAACAAAGCAAAGCAGACAAAGGAGCUGCGCUUCGGAGUGAACCUCCACUACCACCUCCUUCGUUCGGCAUGGAUCAUGCCUGACGAUGUGAAGGAGGCCCUGAUGCAGUCCGGGGCCGCCGCCUCGGAUGUCGAAGCGGCGCUGGGUGCAGCUGAGGCAGGCUCUGCUACGGAGUCUUCCAGUGUGCAGGCCUCGUCUUCGAUGAUGAGCCGGCGACGCACAGUGCGCUGGGCCAAAGCCGUGGCGCUGAACCCUACGCGCGAAAGCUGGUCUCGCCUGGACGCCAUAGGAACUCUGCAGAGGCUUGCCACGCCUCCCGUCGCUGUACCCCAAGCAGAAGACGCCCUGUACUCCGUGCUUUUGGCCACCGCCAAGCAAACGGAAGGAGAUCUCCAGAGCAGCGCCGAGGAUGCCCUGCGCGCUUGCUGGGAGGACUCCGGAGAUGCCAAGGUGAAUGCAGAGAUGGCUCGAGGAAUUGAGCUGCUGGACGACCAGAAGGCGGAUGAGGCCGUAGAAAGCUUCACGCGCGUGACGGAGAUGGCGCCCAACUUCGCGGAGGGCUGGCACAAGCUCUCCAUUGCUCACUAUGCGAAACAGGAGUUCGAGAAGGCUGUGGAGGAUUGCCGGCAGGCUGGGUUUUGCCUUCCCAAGAAAAGAGGGAGGGACUAA